Strigops habroptila (Kakapo) is the source of this 3854-nucleotide messenger RNA. It is a transcript of the gene LHX8, whose product is annotated as LIM homeobox 8. Gene Ontology annotation, molecular function: RNA polymerase II transcription regulatory region sequence-specific DNA binding; DNA-binding transcription factor activity, RNA polymerase II-specific. Gene Ontology annotation, biological process: forebrain neuron development; neuron differentiation; regulation of transcription by RNA polymerase II. Gene Ontology annotation, cellular component: nucleus. Bases 2284 to 3327 code for a protein of 347 amino acids. The record is from RefSeq and is a predicted model, not a curated record. The transcript has 9 exons. Lineage: Eukaryota; Metazoa; Chordata; Aves; Psittaciformes; Psittacidae.
CCCAGUACUCGUUUCCGUGUGCUCACCACGGUGCCGUUUUUAAUUUCUCAGCAGAUUGUGUUUUAACGGGAGACCAGUUUCGUUAGAGCAAGCUCCAGAGAGGAGCACCGGCCGCACGCACUCGCGGUGCGAUCUCUGAUGAAGCGUUCCACAAGCCAACACCCUCUCGUUAAAACAACCCUCACUGUCCGCGUUCACUCUUUCCUUCGUGCCGCGCCUUACUGUCAGAUAUUUGUCUAUCCUAUGUGCAAACUUAUUAGCACUCCCACACACAUACACACACACGUCCUCACAUUACUUGCGAGGGAGAGGAAUCACAACCAGAAGCAGUGUACCGUCUCUCCCACCCCUCUACCCCCUCAGAGGGUCCUGCGGGAGUCCCUUUCUCCCCUCCCAGCCUCGACAGAACUGGGCCGGGGUCUCCCUGCUCCCCGGCAGCUUCCCGUUCCCUCCCGUCUUUCUAUGCCGAGAACCGCGGGGCGAGGAGUGGCGGGACCGGAGCAGCACCGGAGCCGCGCAUUCCUCCAAUGCCGCGGGGAGCCGCGGGGAGAGGAGAGACCGCAGAAAUCGGGAACUCCCUAAAGCCUGAGUGUCUUCAUGUCCUCAAAAAAAAAGAUGCUGUGAACACUCACUAAAACAUCGAGGGCGUGUAAGUGAAAGGACGAAAUUCAGACCGGACGUUGGAAAGAGAGAUGGUAAAAGCGCGCACGGGCGGAGCCCGGAUAACCAAGCCCAUCUUUCCACGUCCACCCUGCAAGUACUAUCGCUAUUCUGACCUCGUUUCGGGAAUAACGCCUCUCUCCAACAAGCUCAGCAAAACCGCUCACCUCUAGUGAAACUGCCCCGGGCCGCGGCAGUGACCGGGCUCUGCCGCCUGACCAGCUCCGUGCACCCUCCGGACUAACCCCGCCUCAGAGCCGGUCUCCGAAGGGGUGAGCAUCACGGACCGGCCUCCAGCACCGCUUAUGAGCUACCGCUGCCCGCUCGCAGCCUCCGUGGGGAGCGACGCGCGGACCGCCGGGGUCGACUCCCGCUUUUCGAAACCGAAGGUGUUCGCACACCGACGGGGAGAUAUCUUACAGGAGUCUAACACGCACCCCGCCGUGCAGCGCGCACCGACACCCUCUUCGAGUUGACAGCGCAGAAAAAGAACCGACGACCAAGAAACUCGAAGCUGCAACGGCCUCAUCGCACCCCGGGCUUACUGCGGGCUCUCCGCGGCGGGUCCGGUCCGUUCUCCCCCCGGCAGCCCCUUUCGGAACUCCCUCCUACCUUCCCCCCCGUGUGCUCGUUUUCCAACCGCCGACGGGGCAAGCGGUAACUCCCGUGUCGUACCUCGGUACUCACAGACGGGCGGUCGUGCCGGGGCCGUCCCGCGGGCUCCGUGCUGGACGCGGUGCCGGGCCGGGAGAGAGUGUCCCGGGGGGUGGUUACCUCGGGGCGCAGACCAACGGGGCGGGCGGGCCUGGGGUCUGCGGGACGUCGCGCCACGGGGCUGCUCCAGCCGCGCUGCCAUCGAGGGAGAGGGGAAGGGACAAGACGUGGAGACGCCCAAAAGCCGCCUCCGGGCCAGCGCGGGAGCGGCGGGGUCCCGGGGACACUCGGUGCUUCGGCCGCAGCUCCGCUUCCCUCCGCGCCGGUCACACUGCUCUGAGCCUCGUCACGACCAAAAACCCCAAACCGCUGCUCGCCUCGCUGUAGCGGCGGCUGUUGGGGACAUUAGGGCUAAAUUUAAGGGGAAUUCUGGCAGGGAUUAGAUCGGUUCUAGUGCUGGACAAACGGGGACAUUCCGGAUUUACCCGGGCUCGGCACCGCCACUCUUUCAGUUACAGUCUUGCGAGAUCGUGUCCUGGGGUUUGAAAAGACAGUUCUUGGGGGAAAGAACACGGGGCUUCUCCUUUCACACCGCUUCCCAGCGGCAGAAUUCCCUUUACCAAAGCUAUCGCAUCUCUUAGCGCGCGGCAAGUCUCUCCGCUUGCUGGGGCUCUGCAACACAUCUCCCAUCGAUCGUCAGGCAGAGCUGAAACAAAGAGACGGGGGAAGAUGAAAACACAACAAGCUUAAUUAAAGCCACCUGGCUGGUUAAAUACGUGCCGAGACGCAGACACCGCAUUAUUCGCCUCACCUGCGCCCGACAGGCUGCGGCUGCUUUGUUCUCCCAACAUGUCUCGAGAGCAUCAGCGGUGCUCGGGCUGAGUGGGGCUGCGGGGAAGGCGCUGAGAGCAGAGCCCGGGCGUGGGGUCCCGGAGCCGCCGCGGGGCUGGUAUGCUGUAGGGCCGUGCCAUGUAUUGGAAGAGUGACCCGAUGUUCGUCUGCAGGCUGGAGGACAAGGACCUGCCCGCGCUCGGAGGCCCCGCGGAGAAGGCGAGCCCCGCAGUGGCCGACGAGGACUCCUGCUCUUCCUCCGCCGCCCUCUCGCCCUCCUCCUCGCCGCAGUCCAUGGCCUCGGGCUCCGGCUGCGCCCCCAGCAAGUGCGUGUGCAGUAGCUGUGGCCUGGAGAUCGUGGACAAGUACCUGCUCAAGGUGAAUGACCUCUGCUGGCACGUGCGCUGCCUUUCCUGCAGUGUCUGCAGGACGUCCCUAGGAAGGCACACGAGCUGCUACAUCAAAGAUAAAGAUAUCUUCUGCAAACUCGACUAUUUCAGGCGGUACGGGACCCGCUGCUCCCGCUGCGGGAGGCACAUCCACGCUACCGACUGGGUCCGCAGGGCUAAAGGGAAUGUCUACCACUUGGCAUGCUUUGCCUGCUUCUCCUGCAAGAGGCAGCUUUCUACAGGAGAGGAGUUCGCCUUGGUCGAGGAGAAAGUCCUGUGCAGAGUACAUUACGACUGCAUGUUGGACAACCUGAAAAGAGAAGUCGAAAAUGGUAAUGGUAUUAGUGUGGAAGGAGCACUACUAACAGAACAAGAUGUGAAUCAUCCAAAACCAGCAAAAAGAGCUCGGACCAGCUUCACAGCAGAUCAGCUCCAGGUUAUGCAAGCACAGUUUGCUCAGGACAACAAUCCAGAUGCACAAACACUCCAGAAACUGGCAGAAAGAACAGGCUUGAGCAGGCGUGUUAUACAGGUGUGGUUUCAAAAUUGCAGAGCACGCCAUAAGAAACACGUUAGUCCCAAUCAUUCAUCUACUGCUCCCGUCACAGCAGUUCAGCCCUCCAGGCUGUCUCCACCCAUGUUAGAAGAAAUGGCGUAUUCUGCGUACGUACCCCAGGAUGGGACGAUGCUAACUGCUCUACACAGCUAUAUGGAUGCUCAUUCUCCGACAGCUCUUGGACUCCAGCCUCUGCUACCCCACUCAAUGACACAACUGCCACUAAGUCACACCUAACUCCUUUCUGUCAGGGAUAUAAGCUAUUAAGGGUGUAACCUUAAGUCAUUUAUUGAGUAUUAAAAAUAUCAUUGGAAAGAUAUUAAUGUUAACUUUUUAUUUAACAUCUAAAGCAUUUUCAAGAUCAGUUUUGCUGCCCAGGUAUGUAAGUAUAUUUAGCCUGCAAGACACUUUUAUGGAUUCUGCAUAAAUAACUAUUACAUUGUUUACAAGCCUUAUUCAACACCUUUUUGUAUUGUCUGGAAGUAGUCCACUCUAGUUAUGUGUGUGUUAAUUUAUUUGUCAUCAAAAGAGCACUUUGCCUAAAAGAAAGGACUGACAAUUGUGCAAAAUGUUUACAAUUCUCUGUGAAAUUGUAGUUUAUCAUUAGUUCGUAUCUGUAAGUUAUUGCUGAAAGUAUUACCUGUAUUUGAGUUGUAACAGCCUCUAUGUUAAAGCUUAUUUCUGUGAGUUUACAAAAAUAAAUUUUGGUUGCAAAUAUUUUCCAAAUGAACUGAAUAAAGUUUCUGCUGUAGCAUGCCAAGCAA